Molecule: messenger RNA, 1317 nt
Organism: Fusarium sp. VM40
Lineage: Eukaryota; Fungi; Ascomycota; Sordariomycetes; Hypocreales; Nectriaceae
Source: the annotation of a GenBank genome assembly
AUGACCGGUAUCAUUGACUUGAGUCUUGAUGCCGAAGCGCUUGUGGAUAGGGCCGAGUCAUUCAAGACGUUCUUGGGGCUUAAUCAACCGCGACCAACAGAUAGAUUCUUCCUGGUGACCGGCAUGACAGGCGCUGGGAAAAGCUCUUUUGUGUCGCGUUAUACAGGCUGCAAUGCGACAGUCGGCCAUGGACUCCAUUCUUGUACAAAGAAAAUUGACAUAUUCGAAUACACACUUAAAGGGCAGCGAGUCUUUCUUAUUGACACUCCUGGUUUCGACGACACAACUCGAUCUGAUGUUGAGACGCUAGAGAUACUAGCUACCUACCUGGGUGCUUCGUACGCAAAUGGCGUGCGCAUACAUGGUGUUCUUAUGCUUCAUCCCAUUACAAACAACCGCAUGUCCGGGUCGAAUCUACGUUAUCUGGCGUUUCUUAAAGCUAUAUGUGGAUUCAAUUCUUACAAAAACAUGGUUAUUGUAACAACUAUGUGGCCCGAGGAACCGAGUCCAGCCGAAAAGAAAGACUUUGACAACCGAGAAAACGAAUUGUUGACGCAACAGCGCUUUUUUGGUGACUUGAUAGCAGAGGGGGCCAGUCUGUUUCGACACUAUGAGUAUGGUCAUCGGGAUCUGCAUAUCCAAAGAAUAUCAGCACAAUCUAUCAUGACCUAUAUCCUUGAUAGAACUGAUGGAAACAAAAUGGAUGCCCUUCAACUGCAGCGGGAAAUUUUUGACGAGAAAAAGUCUCUUGCCCAAACCACAGCGGGAGUUCUGACAGCUGAUUAUCUGCGACAAGCCCGCCAAACCCACGAGACACGAUUGAGUGAACUUGUAAGCGAGAGAACAGACGCAUCGGCAGAUAAGACAUACAAGCAGCAGCUGAGCAAGCUCGAGGCAGAAGUGAACAUGGACAUCCAGGGAGUGGAAAAAGACUGCCAAGCAUUGACAAGAACGAUUGCAGAUUUGCACCAAGCUGAGGCAGAAGCUCUCAAGGAAGAAAUCGCCAGACUUAACAGCCGAUUCCAGAACGAAGUCAAAGCAAAGGAAAGAGUCCUUCAAGAAGCCCAAACUUUGUAUCUCGCGCAUCAACAAGAGGUAGCUCUGAUAUCACAGGAGCCUCUAAACCAGAAAACGAUGGCACGUCGCACUACAAAGCAGUACCAAAAUCUGAGCAAGGCCAAAAAAGACGCUGAAAAGGCCCGACGGGGCCGCAAAAGGGUUCAGGAGUAUACCAGGGAGGUCAUGGGAGGUGUUAUGAAUGGACUUGCGGCGGGUGCGAUCGCUGGCGCCAUGGGUGCUGCAUGUGUAGUGAUGUAA